UUUGACUCUUCAAAGCCAUGGCGCGCAAAGCAACGGCGAAACUUGACUCACCGUAAUCUCCGGCGGCUUUGGCCAUAUCCGUCAACAUCGAACCAAAACCUUCUUACUUCUCUACUUCCCAUUCUCUUCUCCACCUUCAUCUCCAAUUCUCUCCGGUAAAUGACGUCAGAACAUCUGGCUUCCUCGGUGGUUUCUGCCGUACAAUCGAUCCAACGUUCAUUGACUGAUCUCUGUGAUCACGAACACCAUUACUCGUUUGAUAAUCCCCGACAGUUCUCGGGGUUGGCCCGGCGACUUCAGCUUGUCGUCAACCAGGUACUCCUGUCGUUUCAAUCACUGUCGCCGGGGAGCUUCCCGUCGUCGGUGCAGACCACCCUUAAAGGAAUGUCCAGUGAUCUGUCCAAGGCUGCAGAAGUUGUUUCCGUUUAUGAGAAAAGAAGCAAGAUAUUCGUCUUGAUCAACUGCAAGUCGCUGUGCUUAUCUCUUCAGGAGCACACUUUCUCCAUAGGAGGCUGGCUCGCCUUGCUCGAUCAGGCUCUUCAAGACGACCCUGACCUCCAAAAGAAAGCUUCGGAUCUUUCCAGAGACAUGAAGCUCGUUCAGUUCAGGGUUACAGAGACCGAAGAGAGAGUUCAAUGUACGCUGGAAAAAGAAGGGGUUGGAAGACCAACAACCAAGGCGGUGCAGAGUGCUAUUGUCAUGGAUUUGGCUCGCGCCUUGGGAAUUGACCCUGACGAUCAUGCAGAGUUGUCUAACGAAAUAAAGCUGUUCAAGAAUGACCUAUUGAGCUCAAAUUCUUUAUCAGAGCGGCGGAUUUUAGUUUCCCUUGAAAGGAUUUUGAAUAACUGGUCUAUUGAACCUGCAAUUGAGACUCGAAAAUUGGACUUCGACCUUGAAGACGAUGCAGCGAUUCCCCCCUUCAAAAAUUUUCUGUGCCCAUUGACCAAGGAAGUGAUGAAGAAUCCCGUAGUUCUGGAAACUUCCCAGACCUAUGAACGGACUGCUAUAGAGUACUGGUUCGACAGGUGUAUUCAAGAUGCACGUGACCCAACUUGUCCUGUAACUGGGAAGGUUCUCAAAUCCUUGGAACUGAAACCCAAUAUUGGAUUGGCAGGGGCAAUAGAUGAGUGGGUUAACAGGGUUAUAGAGUAUCGAGUCAAAUCUGCUGCUGACCAUUUGAAUGAGGAGCCACUUUGUAUAGAUCACGUUGAGAGAUCUUUGGAUAAUAUUUAUGAGGUUUCAGAAGAACAUCCUGCUAGCAGAUACGUAAUCAGGAAUGCUGGAAUUGUACAACUGAUAGGGAAGCUUCUUACUGAUAGCUCAAAAGUUAUUGGAUCACGGCUGAGAAGCAAAGCUUUGACGGCUUUAGUUAGUAUGGCUAAAGAUGAAGAAAGCAAGAAAAUAAUGCUCGAAGGGAGUAUCACAAGAUUGGCUGUACACAGUCUUACUGGUAGCUCAGAGAAAGAGAGGGAGUAUGCUGUGAAGUUAUUACUGGAGUUCUCCAGCGAUGAAGCUUAUUGCAUAGGAGUUGCAUCAGAGAAAGGUGCAUUGGUUCUCCUCACAAGUAUGGCAGGAAAUCUAGAGUUUCCUGCUUUGUCCAAGUUAGCCGAGGAAGUCUUAAAGCAGUUGGAGAGGGUGGAGGAUAAUGUGCAACGUUUAGCAGCAUCUGGAAGAUUUGAACCUUUACUUUCACGGUUGCAUGAUGGUCCUGAUGCUGUAAAGAUAGAGAUGGCGUCUCUGCUUGGAAGGAUGACCUUGACAAACAGUAAUAAAGAGCAAAUUGCCAGGCAAAGUGCUGGAGUACUUGUUGACUUGUUGUCGAAGCCAGAAGGAAGAGAACCAAGUCUGCAAGCAUUAUAUAACUUGUCAGGGUUGGAUGACAAUGCAACCAUCCUUGUCAAGUCUCCAGUCUUUCCGUCUCUUAUUGAUGUUCUAUUUGAUGGCCAGGAGCCUUCAAAUGAAAUUAAAACACUAGCUGCUUCAACAAUUGCAAAUAUAGUAUCAAAGCCAGGGCGUUGGGAAUUAGCAUCUGCUGACAUGAAGGGGAGUUCAAUGCAGUCAGAAAGUGUAGUUUUCAAGCUUCUGCAACUUUUAAACUCGGUGUCAUCUCAAUGUCAAGUAUAUGUUCUUCGCAUUCUCUAUGGAAUAACAUCUUCCCCGCAGGCAUCAGAGUCAGUUGCUUUGCAUAUAAAAUCUGGGGAUGGCUUUAAAACGAUCACACAAUUUCUUGAAAACCCAGAAUUCGAACUCAGAAUGUAUGCUUUGAAGCUUUUGAGACUAUUAUCUGAACUGUUCAGUCAAGAUCUAGGAAAUGAGCUGAGACUUUCCAACAAGCUCACCAUGCUCAAAGAAAAAAUAUUAGAUGAUCAAUCUGCAGAGGAGGAGAGAGCAACUGCAGCAUGUAUACUCGCCAACCUUUCCUUAACAGAGAAUGAUAUUAAAUCGCUUUUGGGAGGUGAUUUCAUUAGAUGGAUCGUCUCCACUCUCAAGAACCAGAGGCAUAGCUCCAAUGCAAGGAUUUCGCAGACUGCAUUAAGCUUGCUGGAAGGUCUUCUUGGCCUCUUGCUUCACUUCACUACGAACCUUGAUGAGCAAAGUCUAACCAUUAUCAGAGAAAAUCGUCUCAUGACCAUUUUCUGUGAACAAUUGGAGUAUACUUCCAAACUAAAGGUAAAAAGACUUGCUGCUCUUGGAUUAAAAAGCUUGUCAGAAAUUGGAAGGACAGUUACUUCUAGGGACGCUGAACCGUCACGUUCCAAUGGUUUCUGCUAUUCCCUCCUGUUCAUGUGUGGGAGGACCUCUUAUCAGAACCUUUCAUGUCCAAUUCACAACAGUUACUGUGAGGAAGAUAGUCAAUUGUGCCUGCUAAGGAGCAACUGUAUAAAGCCUCUAAAUGAUCUCCUCAAUGAUAACAAUGACACUAGUGUUCAAAUUGCUGCACUGGAGGCACUUUCAACACUAGUUUUGGAUUAUUCUUCAAAUACUUUCAAGAGAGCAGCUGAUGAGCUUGCGCAAUUGGGUGUGGUUGAUUCUGUGAUCAAUCUUUUCACAGAGGCUAGAUCUGGCGAGCUUCAAGAGAAGACCGUUUGGAUCAUAGAGAAAAUAUUGAGAGUGGAAAAUCACAUACCUAAGUACUCACUUAAUCAGUCUCUUGUGAGGGGCUUGGUUGAAGCCUUUAAGCAUGGGAAUCCUAACACCAAGGUGCUUGCUCAACAUGCUUUAACCUGCCUAAAGCAAAUAUCAGUUCUAAGUGAGAAGACAUCAAGUCAACCUCAAGCUAGGAGGUAGCUAAACAUGUAAUUUUUUGUCCCCAUCAUUCCUCUUAUUUUAUUCUUUGGGAUAUUAUCCCUGUAGUUCUUUUUGUUAUAAAUCAAACAGUCUCACUAUAAUCUGACAGAUACAUGUAAAAAAAAACAAUGUUUAUGACACUUGGAUUCUUUACGUCUCCCAUUGACAUGUAAUUGUGUAAAUAAUUUCAAGGAUAUUUUUUGUGUUA
This is a messenger RNA of Neltuma alba, 3496 nucleotides long. RefSeq names its product U-box domain-containing protein 44-like. Gene Ontology annotation, molecular function: ubiquitin-protein transferase activity; protein binding. Lineage: Eukaryota; Viridiplantae; Streptophyta; Magnoliopsida; Fabales; Fabaceae. The coding region runs from base 160 to 3288 and encodes 1042 amino acids. The record is from RefSeq and is a predicted model, not a curated record. The transcript is spliced from 5 exons. Gene Ontology annotation, biological process: protein ubiquitination.